Molecule: messenger RNA, 1383 nt
Organism: Pectinophora gossypiella (pink bollworm)
Lineage: Eukaryota; Metazoa; Arthropoda; Insecta; Lepidoptera; Gelechiidae
Gene: Gem2
Product: gem-associated protein 2-like
Exons: 4
Coding region: 163-909 (248 amino acids)
Biological process (GO): spliceosomal snRNP assembly; spliceosomal complex assembly
Cellular component (GO): nucleus; SMN complex; spliceosomal complex
Source: RefSeq, a predicted model, not a curated record
CGAUCAUUCAUUCAUAUCAGCUGUUUAUACGUGUUUAUUGUUUUGUAUUAAUUUUCGAUUAUUAUCAAAAUAUUGGAGGUUUCGUUCAUUUUAUCAAUGAAAUAAAUAAUAGUUAAUAACAGACCAUAGGUAAACUUAAAACAGAAAUACCUUUGAAAUAAAAUGCCAAAACAAAAGAUUAAAAUUAGUGAUCAUGAGAGUGACCAAGAUGAUAUACUCAAACCUUGUCUUCAAAUUGGAUCUGAAGUGAAACUGAAGGAUGUUCCCACUACUGGAGAAGAAUACUUACUGAAAGUAAUGAAGGAACGUCAGAACUACGAUGCCGUAACUAUAUGUAAGAAGGAUUUUUCGAAGUAUAAUAAGAAUCAAGACCGUUUUAUUUACGAGAUACCACGUGCUAGUGUAUGCGAUAAACUGAAACCUACAUUAGAAUGGCAGAAUAUUCAAGUAGCAGAUUUCUCAGAAGUAAGAAUGAACGUGUCACGACUUCGCGCGCAAAAAUCUGAAUGGGCUUAUAAAAUAAAAAAACUAAUAAAGGAACCUAGUAAUGUGGCUGAGUGGAAGCAAUUCUUUGCCAAUUCGGAACCCACCAUGUCAUGUGUUCUUGGAUUACGGAAUGCUCUUGUUGAUAAUGGAUUAGAAAUGCUUAUUGAAAUACUUAAAGAAGUUAAACCUGGACACUCAAUAGAGUAUAGAACAGGUCAAUGGAUAUAUGCACUAUUGGCAUGUGUGAUUCAACCUCUCCUUUCUGAGACAACUUGUAUAUUGAGAGACCUUUCAAGGAAGUGUGCUGAAAUUAGAUCUAACAUUAAUCCCGAUGAUGAAAAUGCACCAGAGGCAGUAGCUCCAAUGAACAUAUUUAUCUGCUUAGUGGGACGGUAUUUUAGGCAGUAUGACUUAGCAGAUUAGUACAAUUUCUUCCACAUAGACUAUACACACAGCAAUAUUUUAUAUCUUAGGAUAGGUAUUGCACCAUUUUCUGUGCAUGAUGUGCUAACAUUAAUUUAUAAAUAAUCUAAAUUUUUUAUUUAAUAUAAAAUCCAUAAAACUUGCAAAAAAAGGAAAAAAUAUUAAUUUGAAAUUGUUAGUUAUGUAUAAGAAAUUAUGUGUUCAGCAGUUUCAUCAGCCAGUGUUUCAUGUUAAUCACUAUACGUACCUACACAAAAUAUGCCAAGAAUGUAACUAUUACUUUUAAUAGUUACUUAAAUCAAAUUAAAUAUCCUUUAUUGCACACUAACAAAUUAUACAAACAUUACAAAUAAUUGUUACCUGCUUGUAGUUUAUAAUCCGUAGAUACAGGUCUUUCUACUUAAAAAAUAAACAGUCGUUGAACAAAUGACAAUUGCAAUUGUACAUAAAAUAAACUGCAAUUCUAAUUACUUA